UAAGGUAUAUGGUUUUGUAUAGAGCAGAGAGCAGCUAUUCAAUGACAUAUGUUGCAUUAUUACUUGUUCUGAAUGGGCGAUUUUUUAUAUUCUUACGAAGAUUCAAAGCCUUGUGUCAAAUGUAAAUUUCUUUUGUAUAACUAAGUAUGGCAAGACUCAAGCGCUUAAUAACAAGAGCACAUUUUAUACGUGUCUUUGUUGUUAUGUUCGUGCUAAUGUGUGGCUAUCAGCUCCGCCAUCAUAUCGAAGACUUCGUAUACAAGAAUUACUGCGCAGAGCCACUUACGAGCACGGCGAAUGAUGCGAGGAACUUCGGACAGUGCCGUAUUCCGAAGAUCGACCCGUUCCACGUCGACGUCAUGCCAUUAAUUAAAAGCUAUGGCAAGCCUUUACAAUGCAAGACCAAGAUGAGAGCAACCUUAUCUAGGGGUAAACUAGAGAUUUUUGGUUCAGACGUUGUCAGCGCAUCGUAUCAAACCGUGCAUCGCCCUCAUAACGACGAUUUUAGGUGGGAUUUGGGCAAGCCAGUAACCGUGAAGGGAAAAACAGCAGCCAUUUCAGAUGAUUUCAUCGAAUUAACUUUAAAACUUGCGAACGGUGAUUUACUCAAAGAACACCUACUUCAAAUCAGCUCUAAAGCUGCUGAAAGACAGCCGAUUAACAGUGAACUGAAUUUAAAUAUUCUGAUAUUUGCCAUGGACUCGACCUCACAUGGCCAUGCUCAACGAAAACUUCCGAAAUCGUACGCUUAUAUACGAGAUCAACUUCAGGGAUAUGUAUUUACGGGACACAGCGCCGUGGGCGAUGGGACCACGGAACAGCUUGCAGCACUCCUCACAGGCAAGGGGGAGCGGGAACAGCCGGAGGCAAGACGGGGGAUGCCCGGAGCAAAAGUUGUCGAUGGCUGGGAUUGGAUAUUUAAGAAAGCCAAAGCGCACGGGUAUUACACAUCGUAUGUCGAAGACGCCCCAUCCGUCGGUGCGUUUAACUACAGGCUACUUGGAUUCAAAGAUCCACCAACAGAUUUUUAUCCCAGAGCUUUCUUGCUGGCCGCUAAGAAGCAACUGGAUGCUAUAUUAGCAAGCAAUGAAGAGGAAAGACAGGACAAGAGAAGACGCUUCUGCUAUGGUAGUCAAAAGGUCCAUCGGUAUCAUUUUGAUAUAGCGAGGCAAAUGUAUGACCUGUAUCGCUUCAGAAAGAAGUUCCUGUUUCAUUUUACAGACAUUACCCACAGUGAUUUCAAUGCCGCAGAAUACCUCGAUGAAGACUUGCUCGACUUUUUGACAGAAUUCCAUCACAAAGGCCACCUUAGGGACACUCUAUUGAUUGUGAUGGGAGAUCAUGGCUGGCGCUAUGGAGACUUUCGCCAAACGGUUCAGGGCAAACUUGAAGAAAGACUACCCCUCUUCACAAUCAUCUUACCAACGACAUUCAGAGAAAAAUACCCAAAUUUAGACCAAAAUUUGAAAACCAACACAAAAAGACUCACCAGUUGGUUUGAUGUGUACAAGACUUUAUCACACGUUCUAGUGUAUCCAAAAGAGCCAGAUAGCUCGAUACACGGUACGAGCCUGCUGAACGAAGUUCCAGCGGUUCGUUCGUGUAAAGAUGCGCACAUCCCAUCGCAUUGGUGCCCGUGUUUGCAAUGGACCGCGGUCAACCCGCACCACAAUCACGUACAACGUGCUGUGUUACAUACCGUUAAAUACAUCAACUCUAUAAAUUCCCGUGACCCAUUAGGAGCGUGGCAUUGCGCUCCACUAACGCUUGGGGAAGUAAAACACUCCGAGGUGGAAACACCGUCGAAUGAGGUGCUGAGGUUCUUUGAGUCGGGUAAAGACGGCUACGAGCCUGUAAAUGGCUAUAAAACCGGAACAAAGGACCAAUGCAACUAUCAAAUUACAUUUCAAACUUUACCAAGUAACGGUAUUUUCGAAGCAAGCGUAAAGUAUGAUAAAGGGGAAUUUCGUGUCGAGGGGGGUGUUAGUAGGAUAAACGAAUACGGAGACCAGCCGAAAUGCAUAGCUAGACUGUUGCCACAUUUAAGGAAAUAUUGUCUUUGCAAGUAGGACUGCCUUGUAUGCGCAUAGUACGCAUUGCGGUGCAACAAAUUGUUUCCAGAUAAGAAAUAUGUUGGUGAUGCAUGGGGA
Dendronephthya gigantea is the source of this 2150-nucleotide messenger RNA. RefSeq lists its product as uncharacterized. Bases 147 to 2069 code for a protein of 640 amino acids. The record is from RefSeq and is a predicted model, not a curated record. The transcript has 5 exons. NCBI's taxonomy places the organism in Eukaryota, Metazoa, Cnidaria, Anthozoa, Malacalcyonacea, Nephtheidae.